This is a messenger RNA of Helobdella robusta, 1670 nucleotides long. RefSeq lists its product as hypothetical. Gene Ontology annotation, biological process: proteasome-mediated ubiquitin-dependent protein catabolic process; protein polyubiquitination. Gene Ontology annotation, molecular function: ubiquitin protein ligase activity. NCBI's taxonomy places the organism in Eukaryota, Metazoa, Annelida, Clitellata, Rhynchobdellida, Glossiphoniidae. The transcript has 4 exons. The coding region runs from base 117 to 1670 and encodes 517 amino acids. The record is from RefSeq and is a predicted model, not a curated record.
CGAGCUUAAAAUUCUGCUAUAUAAACAUACAACUUUCAUUUUUAUUCAACACCGCUGGUUGAGCGUUUUCUAAAUUAAAAUUUCAUUCAACUGCCAAAUAAUUCUUUCAACCUGAAAUGGUGUUUCUUCAAAACGAAAAUUGUGUUGGGUCUACAUUUGAUAAGAAUUGGAAGACGUCUAUUUUUUCCCCUCUGAGAGAAAAAGAUAAAAGUCAGAUUGAAGAAACGAAAUCAUUAACAGGAGAAUCGGAACUACAAAAAUCUGAACUGUCUCAAAAAUUGGAUUCUAAAAUAACAGUAGGUUCAGGAUGGUUUUCUGUAAAGUUUCUAUUCCCAUGGCAAGAUGUGUUUUAUGAUAAUGAAGGAGGAGAAUCAUUUAUGUCACUUUUUUGUAGAGAUGAGAUUGGGAAAGUGAAACAUCAGCCAGUCUACAGGCCUUUUUCGAAAUCAUAUAAAGCAGUUGAAUCCUAUAAACUUUCCAUUGUUCCGGAGAAUCGCUGUCAAAUUUUUCCUUUGUUUAAAAUCAACAUUUGUGAGAGUGAAGAAUGUAAAAUUGAGAAGUGCUUGACUUUGUGUGUCAGCUCGAACGACGAAAUUGUGGUUGCAGACAGUACUGAGCCGAAGCUGAAGUUCUUCAGCAAAGAAGGUAAGAGGCUGCGAGAGAUUGAUCACAAGGUUCAGAAGCCCGCUCGAAUUUCAACUUGUCCUCUGACGGAGAACAUCGUAUUGUUUUGUAAUGAGCCCACAUUCAUGAUAAAGGUAUUUUCGCCAAUCGGAAAGCCGAGUCAUGCCUUUGUGUGCAAGAUUGACUCUAAAAUCGUGGACAUGUGCAUCGACACGAAAGGUCAGUUUCUGUUGUUGACGCGCAAGAAAAAUCAAGUCCUCACGUACAAUGCAGUCGGGAAGCUAAUCAGUUAUUUUGACGUCGAAGAGGUCAUGUGGGAGAGCAGGAUAACUGUCAACAAACAAGGAAAAAUAUUCAUAAGUGAUGUCGUUGAGCACUGCAUCCAUGUGCACUCAUAUGAUGGUCAGUACAUACGAAAGAUAGGAGGACUCGGGACCACCAACUAUCCAGCAUUCAUCAAAAUCGGUCUGAACAACGAGUUGAUUGUCUGCAGUAACAACAGUUUCUUCAACGUCACCAUAUUCGACCAGAAUGGAACAUUUAUGGGCGGUCUGGCAAGUAGCGUCGACAUUGGUCAGUGUGUGGACGCCUGUCUGAUAGCUGAAAGUUCCUUAGUUGUGACCACUAAUGACGGAUUUUUGUAUUUCUUCAAACUUCCUUGCUCCGUUAUGGAUAAGCUAAUCGCUCCAGGUAAAAAGUGCCCAAAAACGGAUAAGAUUUCAGAAGAGAUGGAGAAAGAAGUGAUAACUCUGUUGAACGAUGACAACAAUGAAAAAUGCAUCACUGAAGACAAAACUUCUCUAACAGUUGAAAAAUUCUUAAAUGUAAAGAAAUCAAACAGUAGCGAGUCAAUUGAUGUUAUGCAUAUCAGUGACGAGUCAGAGCCAGAGGAAAGCGAUUUUUCUUUAAUCUCAUUACACAAUGAUUUUGCCAAUAAAAAUUUGUCAAACAUUGCUCGACUGUGGAAUGAUAUUUCUGGUGAUGAAUUAACGACGUCCCAUAGAAAUCUCUGGAACAGUCAGUUAGGUUAUUUCAGUUCAGAGUAA